Messenger RNA from Gorilla gorilla gorilla (western lowland gorilla), 4995 nucleotides. It is a transcript of the gene LMAN1, whose product is annotated as lectin, mannose binding 1. NCBI's taxonomy places the organism in Eukaryota, Metazoa, Chordata, Mammalia, Primates, Hominidae. Gene Ontology annotation, molecular function: D-mannose binding. Gene Ontology annotation, biological process: endoplasmic reticulum to Golgi vesicle-mediated transport. Bases 194 to 1726 code for a protein of 510 amino acids. Gene Ontology annotation, cellular component: Golgi membrane; COPII-coated ER to Golgi transport vesicle; endoplasmic reticulum-Golgi intermediate compartment. The record is from RefSeq and is a predicted model, not a curated record. The transcript has 13 exons.
GCCCCCUGCGCGUGGCCCCGCCCACAGCUGCUCCUGGCCGUGCGGCCUCGCGGAAAGCGGAGGCCGGGGGCGGGGCUCACCCCUUGCCCUUGGGGGUCCCCCGGGCUCUGCCAAUCAGCGAGCGCCCUGUUGGCCGUCCGCAGCCAUCCGCGCCCCUCCCUCUCCCGCCCUCCUCCGCGUUCCAGAAUCCAAGAUGGCGGGAUCCAGGCAAAGGGGUCUCCGGGCCAGAGUUCGGCCGCUGUUCUGCGCCUUGCUGCUGUCACUCAGUCGCUUCGUCCGGGGCGACGGCGUGGGAGGAGACCCCGCGGCCGCGUUGCCACAUCGCCGUUUCGAGUACAAAUACAGCUUCAAGGGGCCGCACCUGGUGCAGAGCGACGGGACCGUGCCCUUCUGGGCCCACGCGGGGAAUGCUAUUCCAAGUUCAGAUCAAAUUCGAGUAGCACCAUCUUUAAAAAGCCAAAGAGGCUCAGUGUGGACAAAGACAAAAGCCGCCUUUGAGAACUGGGAAGUUGAGGUGACAUUUCGAGUGACUGGAAGAGGUCGAAUUGGAGCUGAUGGCCUAGCAAUUUGGUAUGCAGAAAAUCAAGGCUUGGAGGGCCCUGUGUUUGGAUCAGCUGAUCUGUGGAAUGGUGUUGGAAUAUUUUUUGAUUCUUUUGACAAUGAUGGAAAGAAAAAUAAUCCUGCUAUAGUAAUUAUAGGCAACAAUGGACAAAUCCAUUAUGACCAUCAAAAUGAUGGUGCUAGUCAAGCUUUAGCAAGUUGCCAGAGGGACUUUCGUAAUAAACCCUAUCCUGUCCGAGCAAAGAUUACCUAUUACCAGAAAACAUUGACAGUAAUGAUCAAUAAUGGCUUUACACCAGAUAAAAAUGAUUAUGAAUUUUGUGCCAAAGUGGAAAAUAUGAUUAUCCCUGCACAAGGGCAUUUUGGAAUAUCUGCUGCAACUGGAGGUCUUGCAGAUGACCAUGAUGUCCUUUCUUUUCUGACUUUCCAGUUGACUGAACCUGGAAAAGAGCUGCCCACACCAGAUAAAGAAAUUUCGGAAAAGGAAAAAGAAAAGUAUCAGGAGGAAUUUGAGCACUUUCAACAAGAAUUGGAUAAAAAAAAAGAGGAAUUCCAGAAGGGCCACCCCGACCUCCAAGGGCAGCCUGCGGAGGAAAUAUUUGAGAGUGUAGGAGAUCGAGAGCUAAGACAAGUCUUUGAAGGACAGAAUCGUAUUCAUCUUGAAAUCAAGCAGCUGAACCGGCAGUUAGAUAUGAUUCUUGAUGAACAGAGAAGAUAUGUCUCUUCCUUAACAGAGGAAAUCUCUAAAAGAGGAGCAGGAAUGCCUGGGCAGCAUGGGCAGAUCACUCAACAAGAACUGGAUACUGUUGUGAAAACUCAGCAUGAGAUUCUGAGACAAGUAAAUGAAAUGAAAAAUUCCAUGAGUGAAACCGUCAGACUGGUUAGUGGAAUGCAGCACCCUGGCUCUGCUGGAGGCGUCUAUGAGACAACACAGCACUUCAUUGACAUCAAAGAGCACCUGCACAUAGUAAAGAGGGACAUAGAUAACUUAGUGCAGCGAAAUAUGCCAUCAAAUGAAAAGCCGAAAUGCCCAGAACUACCACCAUUUCCAUCAUGUUUGUCUACGGUCCACUUCAUUAUAUUUGUUGUGGUGCAAACUGUAUUAUUCGUUGGUUACAUCAUGUAUAGGUCUCAGCAAGAAGCAGCUGCCAAAAAAUUCUUUUGACUACCAUUUUCCUGUGUACUUCAUCUAUUUGUGUACAAAAUGAUGUCGUUUUGAGGGAAUUUAAGUAUUUAAAUUGCUUCAUAGUCUAAAUUAUUAAAUUUUUUAAAUAAAAUAACUGUUUAAACAUUGAUUUGCAGUUAAGAAUAAACCUUAAAGCAAAGACAACCACAUUUUAAUUUGUUCACAGUAUGUAAAUCUGUCUAAAUUUCAGUGAAUUUCUGGUCAGUAUGAUGCAGCCUCUGAGCAGAAUAUUGACCAGUAAGAGGGUAAAUAAAGUGGGGGCAACCCCUGGAUGUGAAUGUUACCCCCUAAGUCUCCAAUAUUGCAGGUUUCCCUGUAUAACGUAAACACACUUGCCCUCAUGCCUCCCAGAAUAUGAGGUCUAAUUAAGAAGUCCCAUCAGGUUUAUUUUGUAACCAAAGUCUUUUUUAGAGGUCAGACUUCCUAAUCAAAGGCCUGGGCCUGCAGUCCUUUCAUCUUAAUGCAACUUCCUUUGAAAUCAAAGAAUAUUUUGUCUGAGAGCUUUAAGGAUCUGGUAAUAGACUUCAAAAUGUUCAGUGAAUUUUUUUUUUCCUCUAUUGAUCAAUGAUAUAUUUCACUUUUAAAGGAAAUUUUAGAGGAAAAUUAAUAGCUGCUUUUUGCCUAAAAAACCUUGUGGGUGGAAACAUUCCUCUGAGAAUGGCUUUUAUAGGUAUUUUGCCUGGUAAUGUAUUCAUUCAUGAUUGCCCAUAUUCUUGAAUGUCUUCAUUCCAAUGGUGUCAGGUCAAUAUUAUGAAAAUAAUUUUUAUAUUUAUAUUUGUAACUUAAGGAAUUUAUUUCUCCCAUUUACUACAGCAUGUAAAUUCAGCUCAAAUUGCAUGAUCUGAGGAUUUAAAUUCACAAAACCUGCCACUACAUUCUGGUUUACAUUAGUUACUUCAUGCUGGCUGGGGUUAGUGACCAUUUGCAUACUCUUUUAAAUCAAGGAGGCUGUAGUAGAAGCAGUUUUAAGAUUCUUGAAGGCAAAAUUUGAAAAACAGUGAAUACUUCUAAUUGUUUCCUUUUAGUGCCAGAACUAAGGACAUUGUGAAGCACUUGUUAGUAAACUUAACCUUGAAAUGUCAGACUGGAAGGAGUUUUUAUAGUCUUUGUGCAUACUUCUAGGUAUUAUAGAAACAGUCUGUAAAUGACAUUUUAAGAUGCAAAUUUAAUUCUGUUCACAGCUGAUUUAUACUGAUUUUUGCUGCCUUCAAAAUACUCUUUUACUUCUUUUAGCUAAAAUGGUUGUCUUUCAUUUGCCAUAGAAUUCCAAACAAUACUAUCUUAUAAAAUAGUACUGUUGAAUUAUUCCAGGCCUCCCUAGGUUUGCUCUCAAAUGUCAUUUACAGAUUGGGCUAACGACCUAAAAUCUAUAUAUAAAGACUUUCUGAAGAACUCUGUAUUAUAGCAAUACCAAACGAGUGCUGUGUGUGCAAACAGUCUCGCAUUGCUUUUUAUGUUGAUAUUUAUCCUAGAACACUGAAAGAGAAUAUGCCAGUGAUAACUCACUUUACUUCAGUCAUUUCAACACAGAAAAUGCUUCUCUAGCAUUUUUCUUUUGUAGUGUUAACAUUUUGAAAUUCAUGUUUCAGAGGCUUCAUCGUCACAGAAUUUACUCUUGCUCCAUGAAAAAAAAUUAAAUACCUUCAGAGGAAUAUUUAAGUUGUAGACUAUGAAACUUGAGAAAUCCUCUUGAGAUAAAAGGCUGCCAAAUCCAGUAUUAUAAAGUCCAUGGUCAUAUGUGCCUGUGCAUUAAAGGAAUACCAGAUCUAUGCAGUAUACAUUUUUCAGGCUGAAAUUCAAGGGGAAUCAUUCUGAUUAUUCUUACUACAAAUGGAGAUGGCUAUUAUGAAACAGCAUGAGCAUGAGCCUUUUAUCUUUUAUACUUAGUGAUAUACUUUGCUUGAAAAUCACUCAGCAAAGUAGUUCACACGAUGUGUCUCAUAUUUGAAGUUUGGUUUUUCUCAAAAUCAUUGACUUUAAGGAGCUCAUUUCUGAACAAAAAGGUUUGCUCUGUGGAAAAAUCAAUCACUGCCAGGAUUCUUUCAUUUCUGUACUAUUUUGUAUAAUUGAAUUUGUUCACUUCUCUCACACCAGCAAGUGUUUUACAGGUGCCUUGGAUUAAAACAAAAUUGAUUUUAAAAUUUUUAUGUAAGUCAUUGUGUCUAUGAUGCCACUUUUAAAAGGAAAAUGCAAUUGCAUAAUGGCUAAUAUCCUUAUUUAAUGUACCUAUUUGUGUUCUAAUAAUUGUUUGAAUGUUUUAUUCAGCUUAAAACUUUACCAUGAAGUCAUAAACAGUAAACAAUGUUUUGUUAUGUAUUAAGGGGAUAUCAGUGUUUCUCAAAGUAUGAUCCAUGGACCAUCUGGGUCAUGGCGCCUGGUUUCAGACAACCUGAAUCAAAUCUUAGGGGUGGGGCUUUGGGAUGUCAUUGUUCAAUAGGCACCUCAGGAGAUUCUGAGCACACCAAUGUUUGAGAACCACUAAAAUGAGGAGUGGGAAAAAAAAUAGGUGUUUUGGUAAUUUAGAGCUGAGCUGAGAAGAUAAUAUAUUUUUAUUGUCAAUGACAUUAACAGAUAUGCACUGAUUCUUUUAUACCUACAAUUUACUUAAUGUUCCUUUUAUUAAAACGCGUGGUUCAUGAGCAACUACAGACUGAAUCCAGAUUAUUACCUGUUGCUUUCAGUAUUUUCGUGAUGGCUUUUAAUCUUAUGAAAUCAUCUUGAGAUCAUUCAUGGUCAAGCCGUGAAAACUCCCAUCUUCAAGCCUGCCUGCUAAAGCUUCUUUGCCUUCCUGAUUGUGAUUAUGGUAACAAUUUAUAUCAGACAGUUGUACUUUUUGAUAACUUAGGGAAAACAGAAAUGACUUGAACAAGGGAUUGCCUGCCUCACUGCAUUGCAGAGAUACAAUUUUUGUAAAGAACACAAAUAGCAGUUGUGAAUAUUAAGGUGUGAUUAUCUUUCCCUGUCCAUGUGCUUAUCAAAAGAAGAUAGUGAACAAAUGAUUAUAUUGAGGAUUUUUUUAAUUUAUAAGAUCUAAUGUGAAAUCCACACUUGGAACUUUUUAGAUCUGUCUGUUGCUUGUUUAAUAUAUUUCUUUUAUGACAUUACUUAAAGUUUAAAAGGGUUUUCUAUCCACUGUCAAUUUCAAUUGGAUAACAUUUUGUCAAGUUUUUUUUUCCUGAUUAUUUGAUGCUAGCUGGAAUUCAAGAAAUGGCAUUGACCUUAUUCAAAUAAAGAAAUAUUUUAGUAAA